This is a messenger RNA of Dunckerocampus dactyliophorus (ringed pipefish), 826 nucleotides long. It is a transcript of the gene blcap, whose product is annotated as bladder cancer associated protein. NCBI's taxonomy places the organism in Eukaryota, Metazoa, Chordata, Actinopteri, Syngnathiformes, Syngnathidae. The coding region runs from base 223 to 486 and encodes 87 amino acids. The transcript has 2 exons. The record is from RefSeq and is a predicted model, not a curated record.
AGCUGCCAGCCGUCGGGGGUCCUUCCUACUCGUUAGCCUCUUGCUAGCUAGCCAACACGUACGCAGUCGCUCGGUGGAGCAGAACAUGACGUUUGUGGCUGAUUUAUGCAGAGAAUGAUCCUAAAAGAUGUCAGGUAUGAGCUGACCUCAGCGACUUUCGGCGUCUUCUUCCACUUCCUGGCGAGCGCGAGCCUCCGCUGAGACGUCCCCUCUGGCGCCACCAUGUAUUGCCUGCAGUGGCUGCUGCCCGUGCUGCUCAUCCCCAAGCCGCUGAACCCGGCGCUGUGGUUCAACCACUCCAUGUUCAUGGGCUUCUACCUGCUCAGCUUCCUGCUGGAGAGGAAGCCCUGCACCAUCUGUGCCUUGGUCUUCCUCGCCGCCCUCUUUCUCAUUUGCUACAGCUGCUGGGGCAACUGCUUCCUGUACCACUGCCAGGACGCCGCCCUGCCGCACGCCGCCCACGACCCGGCCAUCGUUGGCACCUAGAGGGGACGGGAUGGCGACCGCCGCCAUGCUGGAUGGACUACAUGUUGGCGGCGGAGCGUCGACACACGUUUUUGGAGUGGGUGGGGUGCGGGCCAUGCUGUAAAGACACUUGAACUUGGUGGGGGCAAGCGAACGGUGGACGUAUUCGUGAAGCACAUUGUGAUCACCGUCGUCUCCCAAUUCUUCUCACAGGACAAUCCUCUUUCGCUCGUCAUCUCAAGCUUUUUAAUCAACUUUCCACCAAAAGAAGACACAAACUUGUUUCUUUUUAGUCUUGUGUUGAGCUGUCUGUGUGUGCAUUACAGCUUUUAAUUUAAAUAAAGUUUCUUUCCCUCGCCCA